UGAAUUGUUCUGAUGCAGUUCUGAACUGAUGAAGUGUGUUGAAGUAUUUGAAGGGUUCAGAUUUGAUUGAAUUGCAAUCCGGCAUGGUGGUGAUCUGAACUGAAGAAAGUCUUGUUUAACCAGGGAUGUUAGGAUGUCAAUUAAGAAGAGAGUUUGGUUUAACCGGGGAUGUUAGGACGUAAGUUAGAAAGAGAGUUUUGUUUAACGGGGAUGUUAGGAGGUCAGUUAAGAAGAGAGUUUGGUUUAACAGGGGAUGUCAGGAUGUUUGUGAAUUGUAACGGAGAAGUUUCCCAUUCUGUUAAAUGUAACAACUUCCGUUUUGUACAUAAGGAAGUCAUUAACAAUUGUACUCCAUUCAUUCCUUUUCCUAUACAAGCAGAUCAAAAUAUCUUGCACUGUAAACUUUAUCUCUCGAUCUCAGCCCUUCUCAUUUUCUUGAUUUUCUUUAACUGAAACCCUAACCAGCAAUCAAGGAUGGGGGCAGGGAGGAAAGCACAAACUAUCAUUCUCAAUGGAAAUUCACCUCCUACAAAUCCAACUUAUACUCAUGCAUCUGCUAGAAAUCUGGGAAAGCACCAGCUUGGUGGUGUUAUAUUUGGUUGCAAGAAUAACACCAUCAGAGAAUGUUUAACUAAUCAACUGUUUGGCCUACCAGCUCAACACUUUACCUAUGUAAAGAACAUUGAUAUUGGCCUACCACUUUUUCUAUUCAACUACAGUGAUAGAAAACUUUAUGGCAUCUAUGAAGCUGCCAGCCCUGGAAAAAUGAACAUUGAUCCGUAUGGAUGGACCACUGAUGGUUCUGAGAGAACCUUCUAUCCUGCACAGGUGCAAAUUUGUGUCAAAUUGCAAUGCCAACCUCUGCUUGAAGAACAGUUUAAACCAGUAAUUGAGGAUAAUUACUACACUAAUCAUCAAUUUUGGUUUGAGCUUGACCAUUCUCAGGCAAGCAAGUUGAUAUCACUAGCAUCUUUAUCAGUUUCAACAAGGACUUUUCUACCUUGUCUUCCUUUCAUUACAACAAAGCGGGGAAAAUUUUUCCAACCUCUUUCGUCACCUGAGACAGAAGAGGAAAGCAAGGGUUUUGGGCUUUUUGCUACACAGCCUAAUCCUGAUGUUACUAAGUGCUUAGGCUGCGUUGCAGAUUCUAAAGUUGCUACUUCUGUCAGUGAAACGGAAGGGGAGUGUGAAUUGCUUCAGUCAUGUCCUUCGGAGGUUGAUCAGUCAAAUAAUUACUUGAGUAGGAAAAUGGAUUCUGGAGAUGAUUCUCCAAUAAAUGGAGACAACCAGCUUUUGGAAGCUCAUCUAGAUGUGAAGAUGGUGGAACAAAAAGAGAAAGAUAUUAUACUCAUGAAACUGAAACAAUUGGCUUUUAACCGUGGACGUCGAGACAUUCCUUCAACUGAUUAUGUAUACGAACCAGCUGUUACAAGUGAUAUGUGCCCAGGAAACGGGGGUUCUGUUCAUGAGAAGAUAAGUUCUGAUGAGAAGAAUGAAGAGAAUCAUUGUUCCUCUUCUUAUUGUAAGUCCAUCAUAACUAAGUUGAUUCAAGAAGUGGAAGAGCUUAAAGCAUUUAAAACAGAACAAACUCUGAAGAUGAAAUAUUUGGAGCAGAAGCUGGUUGAUGCUGAAACUGAAAUCCAGAAGUUGAAAAAUCAUUGUACGAUGGUGAACUCUGUGUCUAAUGCUCCCAUCAAACUAAGUGAUGAAAAUGCCAUAGAGUCCUUAGAUGAGCUGCAUGUUGUUCCUACUAUGUCAAUAUAUAUAUUGGGUGGAUAUGAUGGGGAAUCAUGGUUAUCGACAUUAGAUUUAUAUGCUCCCUCUCGAGGUGUGAUGAAGUCUUUUCAGCCAAUGAACUCUGUUCGUUCAUUUGCUGCGGUUGCAUCACUCUAUGGUGAGGUUUAUGUCUUUGGUGGUGGGGAUGGACGCAUGUGGUACAAUACAGUUGAAUCAUACAGCCCAGGUAAUGAUGAAUGGACCCUGUGCCCUUCCUUGAAUCAGGCAAAGGGUGGGUUAGGUGGAGUUACUUCUGAUAACAAAAUAUAUGCAAUUGGUGGUGGGAAUGGUGUUGAUUGCUUUUCAGAUGUUGAAAUGUUUGAUUUGAGGCUUGAACGAUGGAUCACUAUGCUGUCACUACGACAAAAGAGAUUUUCUCUUGCUGCUGCAGAAAUUGAUGGUGUGCUUUAUGCUACUGGUGGAUUUGAUGGGGUAGAUUAUCUGAAUUCUGCAGAAAAAUUUGACCCCAGAAUGCGGUAUUGGGAACAUAUUUCAAGCAUGAACUCAAAGAGGGCCUGCCACUCACUGGUUGUUUUGAAUGGAAAAUUGUAUGCUCUGGGUGGUUAUAAUGGCAAUGCAAUGGUUUCAAGCGUCGAGAUUUAUGAUUCACGAAUGGAUUCAUGGAUGACUGUGGACCCAAUGAAGCAGGCAAGAGGAUAUUCUGCGGCGGUUGUUCAGAAUGAGUCUAUAUACGUCUUUGCAGGAGUGGAAUCGGGUGACAGAAUGUUGAACACGGUUGAAUGUUUUAAAGAGGGUCGAGGUUGGGAAAUAAUUGAUGUGAUUGGGAAUAGGAGUUUCAUGUCAGCUUUUGCCUUGUAGUCAGUCACACAGAACUUUAAACAUAUAUAUUAAGAGAUUAUUGGAUGGUGUGAGACUGGGCCAAAGGUUUGGAAGAAAGGAUUUCAAUGUAAAUCUAUUUAAUGUAUGAAUCUUGCAGUUGGAAAUGAUUUUUUUGGGGUUUGAGAAAAAGUAUUUGAGUAGUUAUUAGGUAA
Messenger RNA from Mangifera indica (mango), 2768 nucleotides. RefSeq names its product kelch-like protein 8. The transcript has 11 exons. Gene Ontology annotation, biological process: response to endoplasmic reticulum stress. Bases 475 to 2595 code for a protein of 706 amino acids. Gene Ontology annotation, molecular function: protein binding. The record is from RefSeq and is a predicted model, not a curated record. NCBI's taxonomy places the organism in Eukaryota, Viridiplantae, Streptophyta, Magnoliopsida, Sapindales, Anacardiaceae.